AUGGCGUCCGUUCACUACCCAAGUGAUCGAGCAUCAAUAAUCUUCAACCGCUCUGUCUCUCUUCCCAAUCACGACUCUGACACUCCUUACGCUUCAGAACCAUCCGAUCUCACUCAUCCCUCACAUUCUCAUCCUAAUCCUACCGACACGCGCCCAGCCAGCACCAUUGCCGCCAGACCCCCGACCCAGCAAGGGGAAAAGGACAAUAGACCUCGAAUCCCUUCGUUGUCGCUUCGAGAUCGAGGCCUCUCUAUCUCGUCCAUCUCCUCGUCGUCACCGCUUCGUAGGAAGCCCUUACCGUCAACAGCCUCCCCCCUAGCCACGAGGUUCUCCUCCAGUGAACACCUCGUUGCUACGCUGGAAUUGCCGGAGCUGCCCUUCACGCGGCCUUAUUCUGUCGACAGUCCUACCCUCCACGAGUUCCCCCCAACGAGUAGACUGCCUUUCGCCCCUGCAGAUUUUCUUGCACACGGCUUUCCCAGACCUCCAAACGAAAAGCUUGCUUUGCCAGACGAACCACCAACCGAGCCAUCAUCGCCCGUUGACUUGGCAAACCUCGAUCCAAAUCGCAGUUCAAACCUAGCGCUUCCUCAAACGCGUCCCCAAAGUGCCGCUUUGGCAAAACAUGCUAGGUUGACCAGCGAUUCAGGCCUAACGUCUGCGUCAGAAUCUGUCGGCCCAUGGUAUAGCGACUCAAGCUCUACCAGCAAUUCGCGUUCGACUAUGUCUAUGUUCUCCUCCAAACCGACACCUCCGCAUAAUCUUUCGACCUCACCACAUGCGAUAUCACGAACCUUUUCUACCGAUUCAAACGACUCAAGCACUACAAUUCAAAAAUCACAACCUAAAUCCCCCAGUGGUUCAAAGCUUACAUCAUUCUUUGGGUGGGGAGGAAGUGCAUCCCCAAUAUCUCCUACAGGCUCAGAAGAAGCCAUCUCCCCAAUACCUUCACCUCAGCGCCAAGACUCCUUCACUGAUGCCUCCAAGACGAAUACUACAAAGAGUGUACCUACAGCCAUCGAUGUCCCAAAGGCCAAUGCAGAAGCGGGAAGCUAUUUUGAAAACGCAUAUCUACAAGUACCUUUGUCAACGCCCGGGACACCAAUACAAGUCGAAGAGAUGGAGAAAGAGCUAAAGGAUAUAAGCUCAGAGCUUGCCGCCUCAAUAAGGCGAGAAAUGGAUCUAGAGGAUCUUGUCGACCGGCUACAAGCAGAGGCACAAAACCCUUCAGGUUCUGCCAAACGGACUAGUGACUAUUUCUCAGACUCUGGAACCAGCUCUGUCAAGUAUGGAGAGCCAGACUCUAGACAGGAAGAGUUGGAUCGCAUGAUCCGAAAAACCGAGCAAGAAAAGGCCCAGAUGCGACUAGAGCUCACCGACAAAGUUCAAGAGGAACGAUCAAGACGGAAGCAGCUGGAAUCUCAGAUCCGGCUGCUUGAAGAAAAGGCGUCACAGGUCAGCAACCUGCCAAUUAAUAUCAACAGCCUCACUAAUAGUUAUGGACAGGUCGACCUUGUGUCGAUAAACUCCCUGGAUACAAACGGGCGCUUGAAGGAUCUGGAGAGUACCUGUGAAGAUCUUCGCCGCCGCUUAGCUGAGGAGCGGCAAGUCAAGGAUAACUUUGAAGACCUUUUGACUGCCCUAAAGAGCGAGCUCGAAGGUUCACACAAUGAGCGCGAUAAUCUUCGCGAUGAGAUUGUUCCACAACUACGAGCUCGUGUUGAGGGUCUUGAAGCACAAGCUGCUCAGCAUGAGAAGCUCACCUACGAGCAAUCAAAAAUGCAGCAGGAACUGCAAGCACUCAAGAUUGAGAACACGACACUAGUCACUGCUCAAAGGAUGCAGAUGGAUAUGCAUCAACAAAUGAAGAAGUUCAAUACUAUUGCGGAGGAAGCUGGACCUGGUUCUCGAUCCUCUAUUGGUGGUCUAGCACGGUCGAAUUCUGUCGCUGUUUCAAGGUCACGGCCACCAUCGCUCACAAGAUCUUCAUCUGUAAAGACUUCGGAGUCAAGAGAAGCAUUGGCCGAGCGGGUAAAGGACAUUGAACUUCAGCGAGAUUCAUUACACCGUGCACUCAAGAGCUUGCUUGAACGUCAAGAGCAUCAAAAUCGUGAGAACCAGAAGAAGAUUCGCCAACUGGAAAUGGAGCGGGAUCGAGCACUGUCGACCUCACCUAGACGACUUGGAUACGACAAAGAGGUCGCCAAUCUACGAGAAGAAAUCAACACACUCCGUCGCCGAGCAGAUGAUGCUAUCGAGCAAAAGUGGCAAUGUGAAAAGGGCCUCAGCGGCUUGAAGAUGGAUCUUGAUCGCGCCGAGCAAGAAAUCGGAUCAUUACGGAGCUUGUUGCUAGACAAUGAUGUUUUCAUUCCUGGUGAUCGACCAGCCAGUGGAUCAGGAUCUGAUAGUGGUCAUGUCUCAUCUGAAAGUCUCGAGCAUGCCUACAGGGAUUUGCAAAAUGCCUACACGGAAUCACUGGAACGGGUUAAGAACCUGGAACUUUCUGGGCCGAAGGAUGAGGAGACUGAGCAGGCAAUGAGGCAGCUUGAGCAAAGCCUUGCAGAUGCGAUCUCUGAACGAGAAUUUGCCCAACAGCAAGCAAACUCACUACGAGAGCAAACUGAUUCCCUGCGAGACUUGGAAAAAACUCAUGUUGGAGAAGAGCUUGCUCUAGCGGAUGAGCUUCGAGGCUCUGCACAGCGUGUAGAGGAGUUAGCAGCCCAGGUUCGCCAACAGCUUGCUUCAAACAACACACUUCGUCAACGCUUAGCCAAGACUAUCGAGCGGGGCGAGAAAGAGCAAAAGACGAAUGCUGAGAAGAUUAUGUUUAUGCAGAGCAAGCUUAAGUCUCUCGAGGAUCAGGUGAUGACUGCUCAACAAGCUUCCGAAGAAAGGCUCUCCAAACACGAAGACGAGAUCCGCGACCUGAAGGAAAGUCAUAACUUCCAACUCCAACGCAUGAAAGAAGGCCUCCGCUCUCCUCGUACUUUUGGACCCAAGUCUCCAAUAUCUCCGCUAUUCGCGGCCAACCCUGCCAAGGCCCCAAGGAUCAUGUCCACCACCUCCGGAAAAGCAAUGUCUGUGUCUGAAGACUCCCAGAUGCAUUUCCUCAAACAACGAGUUAUCGAUCUUGAGGGCGCCCUGGCCGAGGCCGAUAAAGAGAUGGAGGAAGUUGUAGGACGCAUGAACAUUGCCCAGAUCGAAGUAAUGGAGCUCCAGAACGAGCGCGAAGAAGCAGUCCGCGAGACGAAGCGUCUGCAAAAGACGAUCGAGAACGAGAGAGUUCGAGCUUUUGAGGGUAGAUUCGCCACCCUCUCUUCUUGA
Messenger RNA from Lachnellula hyalina, 3324 nucleotides. RefSeq lists its product as uncharacterized. The transcript is spliced from 2 exons. Bases 1 to 3324 code for a protein of 1107 amino acids. Lineage: Eukaryota; Fungi; Ascomycota; Leotiomycetes; Helotiales; Lachnaceae. The record is from RefSeq and is a predicted model, not a curated record.